This is a messenger RNA of Hydractinia symbiolongicarpus, 566 nucleotides long. RefSeq lists its product as uncharacterized. The record is from RefSeq and is a predicted model, not a curated record. Lineage: Eukaryota; Metazoa; Cnidaria; Hydrozoa; Anthoathecata; Hydractiniidae. Bases 21 to 458 code for a protein of 145 amino acids. The transcript is spliced from 2 exons.
CGCACAGCAGUAAAAACGGAAUGUUGUUUUUUGUUACGUUGGACGCUCAGAGCGAGAGCUUUUUUUACCUGGAAGGUUGCUAUCGUAUACUCGUGGGAAAUGACACUGCUGUACAGUACUUAUCCUCUGGAACAGAAGACUUCUUCUUAUCAGCGUUUUAUUUCAAUAACGGUUUAUAUCAUACUGAACAUUCUGGUUUGACCGAUAGAGCUACACCUGGAAAGAUGAGCGCGUAUAAAUUUUUCGUGGCAGAUCCGAUGUUGUUUAAGAAUGGUUUUAAUUUGAUUUGGAGAAUCGGAGAGAAAAGAGAUAAUAAUUGUUACCAUGGCAGUCCAGAAAGAUGUUACGUUCAAGAUGGUGUCGCCCAUUGCGAUGAUAGAUCUAGUGAAACAGCAUACGAGGAAGCGCCAGGCUAUCCGACCACGUUUACAAGUUACGUAUGGUUUUAUGAAUGGUAGACAUUUAUAUGGCUAAUAAUAUAUCCACUUUGCUUAUGGCCUGUUGGUUAUUCGUAUUUACUGGCUAAUGGUAUUUACUGGAGGUAUUUCAUACUAAAUUUAGGAAAA